Messenger RNA from Sparassis crispa, 1014 nucleotides. Its product is annotated as Mitochondrial carrier protein. NCBI's taxonomy places the organism in Eukaryota, Fungi, Basidiomycota, Agaricomycetes, Polyporales, Sparassidaceae. The coding region runs from base 1 to 1014 and encodes 337 amino acids. The transcript has 4 exons. The record is from RefSeq and is a predicted model, not a curated record. Gene Ontology annotation, biological process: mitochondrial transmembrane transport.
AUGGAGCCAUUUAAUGCAAAACUCGCCGCGGCGGGGACAGGUGCGACCAUAACCGCACUCACGAUGACGCCGUUCGACGUGGUGAAGACACGGCUGCAGACACAACCCCUACGUCCAAUGUCCUUGUUCCCUGAUCCACCUCCAAAUACAUGCUGCCAGCCUGCCAAUGUACCAUGUGUGCGCCGAAUGUCUUCUCUUGCUCCUGCAGUCGAAGGAGAAGUUGUCUGUAUUUGGGACCAUGGCGUCCUCAGGAGAGAGAGAGUAACCGGCUUUCUUGACGCCAUACGGCAUGUAGUGCGGGCAGAGGGUAUCCUGGGUCUAUGGAAGGGCGCCGGGACGUCACUUGUAAUAGGUGUUCCAUCAUCAACAUGUUACAUGUUGACUUACGACCACCUGCUGAACGUUGUCCUGCCGCCCCUCCUCCCUCCAACCCUUGUCCCACUGGCCUCGGGUAUACUCGCACGCACAACGAUUAGCUCCAUCAUGUCUCCUCUGGAACUCGUUCGGACAAAGCUGCAAUCAACGCCACUGUCACCCGACAUCCCUCACACACUGCGGUCUGUCCUCUCCUCUGUCCACGCCGUAACACGCGCACAGGGCAUGUGGUAUCUAUGGAAAGGGCUAGGGCCAACACUAUGGCGCGAUGUUCCAUUCAGUGGGCUGUACUGGGCAGGUUACGAGAUGCUGAAAAGGGAAUUCGCACGGGAAGGUCUCGCUGGGCCUCAAGUUGCAUUUGCCAGUGGAGCGCUUAGCGGGACGACAGCUGCGCUGUUGACUUCUCCGUUUGACGUGCUCAAGACAAGGCGGCAAGCUCUCUUGGCGUCGUCAGCAUCAGGACCCAAGCUUACGGCAACCUUCCCGUUAUUGAGAGAGAUAAUUCGGACGGAAGGCUUCCCUGCUCUGUAUGCCGGCAUCCUGCCACGGAUAGCGAAGAUCGCUCCAGCGUGUGGUAUCAUGAUUGCUUGUUUUGAGGGCGUUGGAAGACUGCUCACGAAGGGGGAGGAGGAACCUUAG